AUGGCACCCAAAAGAAAAUCGGAUGCUGCCGCAGAAAGCAGCGCUGCCAAAAAGCCCAACAAUGCCACCGGGGACCAGCCCGACGAGCCAUCACUCUGGCGACACCCACGCUGGUCAGAAGUCUCUGCUUCUGGAAACUCGGACGCGGCCUUUCGUGAGGCCAUGACAAAGCCCGACCAGAACCCCUUUGAAUACCUCAAUGUGUGCAAACAACUGCUCGAGCAAAUCCCGGAGGAAGUUCUACGCCAUCGCCAACGCGAGGCCAGUGAUGACGAGGAAGGAGACCAGGAACCGCCCUGUGAUGGUGGCCGGACCUGCUCCUGCAUGAAACCGCUCGCCGAACACCCAGAAGCCAAAUUUUCUCUUAGCCGGGCUGGCGUAUGGCGAUUCAACAUGAUGCGCGAACAACUUCCAUAUCGAAACCCGGAAACAUUUGGAAUCCUGAUGUUCAGCGAUUUUCAUACCUGGGGAACGAUCGAAGUGAUAGAAAACCAGGUAUUGGACUUCAAUGAGGCGAUCGACUGGAGGGAACAGUGGGCAGUCUGCGAAGCCCUUGUCAUGUUCCUCGGGGCAGAAGAAAUUAAUUCCAUGGGAUGGUCGGAGGAACCCGCUGAUUUCCUGGCGCUUGUGGAGAAUGGUUUCCUCACGAUGCUUGCCAAACUCGAGAGCCUCGAUCUCCUGAAACCCGACUCAGAGGUGAAAAAUCUGGCUGCUAUCAUGUCCUUGGCUAUUGGAAAUGCAUACGAACUGGCAAAUUAUGGCCUGGAAUUCGAGGGCCUUGACAUCAAGGUUUUAGCCUAUGCUCUCAAGCACGAUAUCGUCCUGCCAGAGCUCCUUCGUACGGAGAAGAGCGUCGAGAAACUCUCGGACAAGGCUCGUGCAUUCAAUCUCCCUGAAUAUGAUGCGAACGACAACGAUCCCUGGCAAUGGACGAAGACUUUGAAGAAGUACACCCCAGCGGGAGAGGGGAAGAAGAUGGGCGGGGACAAGUAUGAUGUGACGAGCUGGACAUCGGCCAAGCGCAAGAAGAACAGUUCAGAUCGCAAGGACCCUUGCUCGAAGGAAAUGAUGGCAAACAUCAAGAAGGGAAUGGUCCUGUCACUAGCUAAUUAG
Messenger RNA from Penicillium waksmanii, 1113 nucleotides. RefSeq lists its product as uncharacterized. Lineage: Eukaryota; Fungi; Ascomycota; Eurotiomycetes; Eurotiales; Aspergillaceae. The transcript has 3 exons. The coding region runs from base 1 to 1113 and encodes 370 amino acids. The record is from RefSeq and is a predicted model, not a curated record.